AUGAUUGAAUGGCUGACACCCAGCAGCAUGGCGGCCAUGUCUGGCAAGCUUGGCAAUUUUGAAGUGUCUGACUUGAAGUCAUCAGCGACGGACCUGGAUACGCUGCAGGAGUCGUCUAGUUUAACCAGCACGAGCACUGAUUUGGAAACUCAAAAGACUCUGCCGCACGAGCCAAAUACGCCAAAGCCGACAAAUAUGGUUAAUCAACCACAAGACACUGAUUGGGACGAGUCCCCCUUUCCUAUAUUGUCCCCUAAAAGCAGACACGACUCGACACACAAGUCGCAAAAUAAUGCACCAGCUAAACCCCGGGCACACUCGAUUGACACAAGGGACUUUGAGAAGGGAGAGGAUGACACCGAGGGUGUCAAACUUCCUCAGGUUAACAGCCAUUUACGGGACAAGUCAUUGCGGGUUAAAAGCAACAAACACGCUGCUGUUCCGAUCAUGUCGGAAAUACCGACGAAACCAGGACUAUUCGAGAAUGCAACAAAUCCUCUGCCCGGACCAGUGUUGCCGAGUCUACCCCUGGCCUCCGAAGACAAUGUGAUCCAGACAAAACUGCAUAAUGACCAAAGUAACAAUUGCGCCAAUGGGGGCAUUGUUUCUGAGAAAUCAAAGCACCACGGGUUCGAGUUCGAGUUUGAGGCUGCCACACCUCACAGCUGUGACAAUAUUUUGCCUCAAGCUCUUUCGAAGCUCGAUGUCGAUCUUAUUAACUUCAUCUGCGAUGUAUACGAGGAAGACGAUAUCUCAGAGUCCCGUCAUGUCUCAACGCACAAGACGAGUUACCCGUACCCCCAACCUGUCGAUGAGCGGAAGAGUUUGCGUCGUCAUUCUGUCCUGCAUACUGCAAGAUCCAGGGAGCAGUGGUUGCGUUUCAAUGAGCAGGCACUUUUUUAUGUUCUUACAGAUCCACAAGCCGUGGUGUUGUCGUUUACACAGGAGAAUAAACUUUACGACUCGCAGACUUUAUGUUCCUCAAAGCGGAGGAACGGGCACAGAACCCAGAAACGAGCUGAGGCCCUCCCCGAUUCAGAAGCGGGCUAUUUGAUGUCCAUUUGCAUGCAUGCACUGGUUGCUGCCACGCCAGUGGUCGGGGACUCAAGAACAUUAUAUGAAUUGUCGCGAGUUCGUUCCAAUGGAUUAACACUAGCAGGCGGCAGUGCCGUCUCGCGGCAACCCUCUUCACGAUGUUUGGAUUAUGACGACGCGUUUUCGAACGACGUGGCUGUCAGGCUGGCACGUCGGCUGUUUUGCGCGAUAACAGCCAGACGUUGCUUCGCUGAUAGAGCACACCCAGCUGGCCGGUUAGAGGGCUUCAAAAUGAACGACUGUGAUAUUUUGCAACCUUUGGUGAAUCAACUCGACUUCCUCAGUACGGGCUCAGCGUCAAUACUCGAAUUCCCACGGGACGAGCGCCUUCUGCACGAGACUCGCGUUCCAACCGUGCUUCUGGACUGGGCACGCACUAUACUGUUGAAUGAAUGGGACGGCCGGGCUCACUUUGUUAUGGACGGUCCUUUUGGCGGAGCAUUAUCGUUCAUCGAAACCUUACGCGAUGUUCAAUUCCGAGUUGAUUACCUCUCAGAACGACUCGAUUUAAUCGAAAUGCCUGUGGAAUGGCUGUCUUUCAAGUCAACACGAUGGCGACGACACAUACUCGACUACCCUUACAUCUUCAGCCCUGAGACGCUGGUCUCAUUCUUCCGAUCCAUUAACUUUGCUCGAAUGAGUCGCAUGUUCGAAGAAUCAAGUUCGCUUAAAACACGAAUGAGUGCUAUAGUUGAUCCUGGAAGUCUUAUCACCAACCCGCAUCACAAAAUGGUCUUGCAAGAUCUUCUAAGAACGGCAUCAUCGAAGUAUCUGGUCUUGGAAGUAGGCAGAGAAAAUGUUGCCAGAGAUGCAUUUGACCAACUUUGGAGGCGCGAAAGAAGGGAGCUUUUACGACCGCUUAAGGUUCAUUUAGGGGAGAACAGUGGCGAGGAGGGAUUUGACUCAGGAGGUGUGCAGCAAGAGUUCUUUCGUUUGGCCAUUGCAGAAUGCUUAGAUCCCGGAUUUGGGGCCUUCACCGUUGAUGAAAGGACACGCAUGGCUUGGUUCGCUCCAGGUUCGUUGACCGAAGACUGGAAAUACGAACUUGUCGGGCUUUUGAUGUCGCUCGCGCUUUACAACGGGUUGACACUGCCGGUUACUUUCCCGAGGGCUCUUUAUCGGAAGUUGCUGGGUAAUCCCGUUGAAGAGCUUCAUCAUAUCGCUGAUGGGUGGCCGGAUUUAGCGAGUGGAUUGACGACUUUGCUGGAGUGGGAUGAAAAGAACGGUCUUAUUGAAGAUAUCUUCGCCCGUACAUACGAAUUCUCGGUAUCUUCAUUAGGGACGAUUGUUACGCGCGAAAUGAGGGCAGGUGGAAGCACGAUUUGGCCGAACGCAGCCUCAAGCUCAACAGAUAUCGAGCCACCACACAUGGAGAACGCAGACGACGCACCGCUUGUCACCAACGACAAUCGGGAUGACUACAUUGUAGACUACAUCCGCUACCUGACGGACGUUUCUAUUCGACGCCAAUAUCUUGCUUUCGAACGUGGAUUUGCCUCAUGCUUAGACAAGAAGUCCUUGUCACUCUUAUGUCCAUCUACCUUGCAGUCGCUAGUUGAAGGAGUACAAGAAAUCGACAUCGGCGAACUCAAGCGUUAUGCUCGUUACGUCGGGUGGGAUACGUCGCAUCGUACCAUCAAGGACUUUUGGUCUAUCGUCAAGAGGUAUGACGAGGGCAUGAAGCAGAGGCUACUUGAGUUCGUGACAUCGUCUGACCGCGUUCCCGUUGGUGGCAUGAAGAACUUGCAGUUCGUUAUACAAAAGAAUGGCGAAGAAGAUGGCACUGGUGGGCAUUUGCCUACGGCUUAUACUUGUUAUGGAACAUUGCUUUUACCGGAAUACAGAGACAAAGAAGUCUUAAGGGAGCGGCUUGGGAUGGCGUUACAAAACGCCCAGGGGUUCGGUUUCGCUUAA
This is a messenger RNA of Fusarium graminearum PH-1, 3009 nucleotides long. RefSeq lists its product as uncharacterized. Bases 1 to 3009 code for a protein of 1002 amino acids. The transcript is spliced from 3 exons. The record is from RefSeq and is a predicted model, not a curated record. Lineage: Eukaryota; Fungi; Ascomycota; Sordariomycetes; Hypocreales; Nectriaceae. Gene Ontology annotation, molecular function: ubiquitin-protein transferase activity.